Molecule: messenger RNA, 1884 nt
Organism: Pisolithus orientalis
Lineage: Eukaryota; Fungi; Basidiomycota; Agaricomycetes; Boletales; Pisolithaceae
Exons: 13
Coding region: 1-1884 (627 amino acids)
Source: RefSeq, a predicted model, not a curated record
AUGAUGAUAAUAAGUGCACCAUUUGGAGGUGAGAUGAUGGAAUUUAAGAUGUAUUAUCGUUCAUUGUGGGAUUGGGCCUGUGAUCUCUUGAAGGAUUCAGGUGUGGGCCCAUAUUUUGUAUUUGAUGCUCAGUGCCUAUCCAAGUUCGAUGGCACUUCAUUUGUUCAUUUCAUCGAUGAGCCAUGGAUGGCUAACAAAUUUUGGGAUGUGCAAAGUAAUCUACCUUCAGAUGGCAAAGUUCUAGUGUUUGUUUUAUAUGCUGAUAAAGCCAAGUUGUUGUCAUUUGGUCGACAAAAAGGGUAUCCAGUUGUUGUGCAGAUUGUGAAUCUACCUACUUGGAUCUGUAAUGGUGAAGGUUUAGGUGGUGGCCAUGUAGUCAGGUGGUUAAUGAUUGUGAAGGAAGACAAGAAGUACUCUGGAAAGAAAUUGUUUGCCAACUUCAAGAAUCAUGUUUGGCAUGAAUCAUUCAAGAAGAUACUAGAUACAAUAUCAGAGUACUCGAAAACUGGCUAUUGGGUAAGAGCAGUCAUGGCACUCAUAUGUGGUGUGAUGUCAAAUCACCCUUGCCCUGUUUGCCUUAUCCAUUGCAACAAGAUAUCAAAAUUCCCCAAGGACUGUGAACAUCAUACCACAUUGUGUUGGGAUAGACUCCAUGCCAACUGUGUGGGAAAAUUUGGCAACCAUUUGUGGGGAGAACUUUUGAGGAUUCUCGAGACAAUGGGUCAUCAGAUGAUGGGAAAAGUUGAACAGAAUCUCAAUGCGAUGCCUCAUUGGCAUGGUCUCAAUCAUUUUGAGGAAGCACUUUCAGUUUCAUACACAGAUGGUCAAAAGUUUGAGGACCUAUCCAAGAUAAUCAUAUUCACCUGUCAUGACAUCUUCCCCCAUGAGAUGGAAAAAGAUGGUUACCUCCUGUUAUGCUGUUUGCGCACUUACAUCAAGUUUGAUAUGUAUAAUGCACUCAAAUUACAUAUGACACACACACUUGCCACUGGGUGGGAGGUGCUCACUACUUUCAAUUCAUUGAUUCAGAAAUAUGCAGAGAAGAUGCAACAUACAGCAAAAAACUGGAACUUUCCAAAGAACCAUACCCAUAUGCAUGUGUUUGAUGAUAUCAAAGCCAAGGGUGUCACCCACAAUUUCAACACAAAGCCAAAUGAGAAAAUGCAUGGCCCCUUGAAGGAAGCUUAUCAAAAACAAACAAACUUCAAGGACAUUGCUCAGCAAAUUCUCAAUGUCAAUCAUCUUGGACUGGUUCUUGAACACAUUCAUGGCAGGAUUACAGAAUAUGACACUUACAGGUUGACUGGAAAACCAACAAAUCUGGAUAACCUCAAAGCCAUUACUGAUGAACCUGAAGAGGAGUUUUUCCAUGUCAAGUUUGGUAGCAAAGACAUUGAGAAGAAGAGUGUUACUGACAAUCUCAGUGAGUUCCUCAAUAAACACUUCAACAUUAUAAGGAAGCCACUUCCCAGCAGGAAGCCCAUUCAAUUCCAAAGGAAUGACAAGAUCAUGGAAUAUCGCUUUGUCAAAGUGAACUUCGAGUCCACCGUUGACUGGUGUCAGUACAUGCAUUAUCUACAUUGCCAUCCUAACUUCCAUGGAUGUCCUCGUUAUGACUGUGUGCUUGUCAAGACUCAGGAGAAAGACAUAUUUGGGCAACUCAUACUUUUGUUCAAUUGUGUCAUCAGUGAAGAAACCUUCCCUUUGGCCUUUCUACACCCAUAUGAUGCCCAGCUGAUUGGGCAAUGGCUCCGGAAGGACAACCACCUCAACUUCUGGAGGGUAUAUCAUACAAGACCAGGGGAGUAUCUUGUUGUUGACACAAUCAACACUGACAUGUUCCUUCAUGUGCAAAUGAUGCACAAAGUGGCAGGGCACCUCUGA